AUGGUUUUGUUUACGAUCAUCAAUCUUGCGUCGAGUGCGUUUUAUCUCAAGCCCAUCUUCACUGAUGAUCCUAAUGGUACAACCACUCAAUCAAUUCGAUGGUUUAUGAAAGCACCUCUGAACUGGGACAAUAAUAUGAAAGUCAAAUGCCAGCCCAAGAUAUUAUCUGUCGGCGAUCGUAUUUUCUCGACCAACCUUGGUUUUCAAUACUCCGUCAAGGCUCUCACGUCAUCAGACGACGACUCAGCUUUUCGAAAGACAUAUCCUUCCAUUGCAUAUUUGAAUAAUACUCUUGAAGACUGCUAUCUCACAAAAGUCGAUAUUAACCUUCGAAAAUCAGAUGCUAGAGCGUCAAACAGCUGGUGGCUCUCCUGGAUCACGACUUUCACUGAUGCCACAGCCUCUUGCAAUGUCAUGACAAGUGAAGGCCUAGUGAACAUUACCCUUGGUGCUGAAUACACUGGUCAGAGUGAUCACAUAUAUGAUUAUGUUAUCGAGGAUAACUACAAUACUCAUGCAAGUACCUGGUGGGGAACAAGAUUGCUGAAUAUUUAUUUCACGGGUAUUCUGUCAACUAUGUCGCAAACUCAAGAUCUGGGAGAUGAUUCGUAUUGGAUGACGGGAGGGAUCACAUUCACGACUAAUCCGACUAUCAAAGAAUUAAGCAUUCGUGACCCAAAGUUAUUCAACCUCGCUGGAUGGUUUCUUUCCUCUGAUGGGUUUAUCCAGAACGAACGUGAGUUUCUUCUCCCUACUAAGCAUUUCUUAUACUUACGGCCCGCAGCUCUCAAUGACACAUCUUUCAUCAAGACUGACCAAAAGAAUCAGUUUGUCCCAGUUGUAUGGGAAAGUCUCCACUACACAAGAAUUCUUCACUCCCUCAUCGCCGUUGACCUCGGAAACAAGAACGCGCCCAGUCUGCUCCUUGAUGAAAAGAAUCUUCGAUAUGCCAUACUUCCACCAGAUGAUCCAAAUCGCAAAAAUGGCUCUUUUUUAAAUGGCUCAUCAUUAACUGGCCAAGCUACACGCUAUGCCCAAAUCCCAAAACCAGGAGCACCAGCUCCACCGACGGAAAAGGACCUUGUUCUUCUAAACGAAACUUAUGAUAUGUUUGCCAGUAAAAUGGGCCCGCUGGGCAGCAAAGAUGCUACGAUAGUCUCGCAGUAUCUCUGUUCUGUGCCGCAGAGUAAGAGUCCGGGUGUGAUGCUCUUGGCGAUCCUUCUUGCAGAUCUUGUAUUUCUGCAAGCAGCAUGGGUGAUUUAUAAUUGGGUUGCUGGAAGUAUGUUGUCAUCUUCGCAGAUGCAGACGUGUCAAGGAUGUAUUGGAGGUCCUGUUCAAGUUGCUGAGAAGAAUGGGUUUCUGAAUGAUAGGAAGGCUACGGUGACUUCUGGAAGCUACGUGAGUAUUAGUGCCGAUGAAGGAGCUGGUAGUAGUUUACUGAUGAGGGAGGCCAAGUGA
This is a messenger RNA of Fusarium musae, 1458 nucleotides long. RefSeq lists its product as uncharacterized. Lineage: Eukaryota; Fungi; Ascomycota; Sordariomycetes; Hypocreales; Nectriaceae. Bases 1 to 1458 code for a protein of 485 amino acids. The record is from RefSeq and is a predicted model, not a curated record. The transcript is spliced from 4 exons.